AUCAAAUAAAUAAUUCGUAUUUGUUUUGUUUGAUGGCUGAAGACGACAAGAAAUUAAAUCUGCUCGCUUUGCCUUCGCUCCUCAAGUGUGACACAACAACAAAAACAACAACAACAGCAACAAAUCACUGCACCAUAAAUGCGAGAGCAGCAACAAUAAAAUAAACAAACAAAGAAGUAACUCCGACAAACACGCGCAUCUCAACAAUACUAUUGACAAAAUGAUGCUGCACGAGGCUGUCAUGUUGGAGAUCUAUCGUCAGGCGUUGAGCGCAAGUGAAUUGGCGAGUCCGCGGUGCCAGUCCCGGGAAUCCAAUACUUCGGCGACAGCGGGCGAUGCACGCUGCCCAUCCACCGAAUCCCAUUGCUCGGCCAAUGAUUGUUUGACACCAGCGCCAACGCCGACACCCACAUCGCCGGUGGGAUUGCCGCUGACGGCAACGCUGGCGCCCGCAGCCGCUGCCGCUCUGCUUCCGCCACAAUCGGCCGCCAUGGCUGCCUACCUGGCAGCGGCCCAACAGAAUCAUUUGCUGCUGACAAACCCACUGGCGGCAGCCGCAUCUCUGGUACAGCAGGCCACGCAACAGUCGCGCUCCCCGGACGCUGCAUCGCCGCAGAGUGGACAGCAAGAGGAGGCGCCCGCUCUGGACUUUAGCAGAAAGCGCACGCCCAGCGAUUUUGAGGCCAACGCUGGCAGUGAGGAUGAGGAGGAGCAGCGCGAACAGGAGGCGGGUGAGGCGACCAACGACGAUGGCAACUGUCCACUAGAUCUCUCGGUCAGCACACGCAAGCGACCGACACAAGAGGAGCAGGAUGCACCGACCAGGAAGACGCCUCGUAGCAGCGACUACAAGUCCCCUUUGCCACCUGGCACCUGGGUGCCUCCUCUGAAUCCGUAUCUAGCUGCUGUGGCGGCGGCCAACAGCAUGUCGCCCAAAAGUCUGGACUGGAAUGGCGCCAAGAUGGCAGGAGCCGGCAAACUGGCCCCCAAUGAGGCUACAAAGGCGCUGGAGAAGAUGACCGAGAUGAGCAGACUGGGAAGCGCUGUGACGUCUGCCAGCAGCGAGGAGUCUUCAACAUCGGCGAACCGAUCGGGCAGCAGUCGCCACAGUGCCUGGCAGUCCCAUUGGCUCAACAAGGGUGCCGAUGCGGCCAAGGAUGUCUUCAAGUGCGUGUGGUGCAAGCAAAGCUUUCCAACGCUCGCCACCCUAACCACACAUAUGAAGGAGACCCAGCAUUGUGGCGUCCAUGUUGCUCCUCCCACAUCUGGGGGCAGCAACAACGUCUCGAAUCAAACACCGACACGUCCGGCAACAGCUGCUACGUCCACUUCGUCCAGCUCCUCCUCGGCGUCUUCAACAGCAUCAUCAGGCUCGGCCAAAUCCGAACUCAAUAUGCUCAUCAAGGAGACCAUGCCGCUGCCUAGAAAGCUGGUGCGCGGCGCCGAGCAGACUCGGCAGAUUCUCAAAUGCAUGUGGUGUGGCCAGAGUUUCCGCUCCCUGGCGGAGAUGACGAGCCACAUGCAGGAGACCCAGCACUACACCAAUAUCAUAUCGCAGGAGCAAAUCAUCUCGUGGAAGUCGGGCGAUGAGAAACCGUCUUCGGAGCGGCCAGCCAAUGGAGGUGGCAGCAACGCGGUGGCAUCCACUACCGCGCCAACACCAACCGUCAGCGCCGUCCUCACGUGCAAGGUGUGCGAUCAGGCCUUCCCCACCCUGAAGGAGCUAAGCACCCAUAUGGCCCAGCAGGCGCAUUACAAGGAACCCCCCAACAACACGAGCGUUUCACCGCCAGCCCCACCCGCACAGGUGCCGGCUUCGAAGCGGGGCGGACGUCAGGCGCGUGAGAAGCGCAAGAAGUCGUUGCCGGUCAGAAAACUCUUGGAGAUGGAACGCAAUGCAGCACAUGACUUCAAGUCGGCAGCCAGUUUGGACUCGGCCCUGAAGCCACUGCGCGACUUUGCCGCCGCCACCAAAAUCACGUGCGAGAAAUGCGGCAGCAAGAUAGAGACGGCUCUGUUUGUGGAGCACAUCCGGAAGUGUCUGGGGGACAGCAUACCCAUACCUCCCCGUCGACCGCCGCCCACCUCGGAACGCCUGCCCAGUCCAAGGACGCCCAGCAGCCCACUGUGCGAGAAACCUGGCAUGGGAUCCAGUGGAGCACCUUCCGUUCUGAAUGCCAUUGAGCAGCUCAUCGAGAAAAGCUUCGAGACUCGCGGACGCAUGGGAGUCCCUCAUGGGGGUGGCUACGCAGAUGCGGGCACGCCGCUGGGUGCCAGCAUUCUGAAGCGUCUGGGCAUCGACGACAGCAGCGACUAUACGAAACCAUUAAUGGAUGUCCAGACCAUGCAGCUGCUACGUUCCUAUUCGGCGCGCGAUCGCAGCGCCAGUGAAUCGAGCUCUACGAGCCGUGUGGACUCCGCAUAUACACCUGAACGUCAGCAGCCGACGCCCAGACGCACGCCCGAAGUGCCACCGCCGCCACCACCUGCUCCGCCAACGACCAUCAAGUCGGAGCCGUUGGAUAACACAGAGCUGGACAACGUCAGGAGCCAUAUAGCCGUGAAGAAGGAGUUCAGCAUGCAGGCGCAGGAGCAAGUCGAGGCGCCACGCACGCCACACAGCCCCAGCGUGGCAAGUGAACGUUCGAGCACCCCUCCGCCUCCUCCCGCGGAUACUGGCAGCUUGUUGGCCCUCAAUUCCAUGUUCGAUCAGCUCAAUAGUCUGAAACAACUGGGCAGCGAGACGAACAACAAUAACAACAACAACAACAAUCAACAUCAAGUCGCCGCCAAGAAGCCGAACGCUCAUCCGCUGGCCGCUCUCCAGAAGCUAUGCGAGACGACAGAUCCGCCGGCGGCAAACACGCGCAGCUCCUCGACAGCUUCGGCGACGGCCAAUGGCAACGAUCUGGUCGCCUUCAGCUGGGCCUGCAACGAGGCCGUGCUUAGUGCCGCCGAUCCAUCGAUUAUCAAGUGCUCCUUCUGUGAUACACCGUUCUGCUCCAAGGGCGCCUAUCGCCACCAUCUGUCUAAAGUGCACUUUGUGAAGGACGAUGGCGGCGGUGAAUCCCCAGCCGCCUCUGUCGCCGCGCAGUCGCCCAAAUCGGCGCUCACAUCAUCACCGAAAUCAAGAAGCCCGAUGGCGCAAUCGCCCAACACACAAGCCAACACACAUCUCCAGCCCCAAACACCCACCAUCAAUCCCUAUGACGAGAGUCCGCAGUCGAAGUUUCUAAAGUACACGGAGCUGGCCAAGCAGCUGUCCUCGAAGAAUGCCUAAAAGUCCGAUUCAGAAGGGGAAGAACUUCAUCAACAACAACAUGUCACAACAACAAACAUACAGACACACUCGUUUGUGCAUUGAUUUCUGAUCGAGAGCACAAGCAGAAGAGAGCGUUAACUGUGUGCUCUCUCCUGCAUGUUCGUGCUCUCAAUAUUUGCGCUCUUUGCAGCACUUGCAGCAGCUCGUCACAAUUUCCCCUACUUUGCUGAAUUGAUUUAAUACAGCAGAGCGUAAAAUUCCCCAAGCAGAAAGGCCAAAAGUCAAAAGGGGCCAGUCGUUCGUCACUUCAUCAAUGCGUCAGGCAGACAAUUUUUAUUGUUUACCAAUCGCGUUAGCUUGCCAUCGCACUCGCACUCAAGCGUGCAGGCCAAAAUUCAAUUACACCACCAAUUUGACGAACUGCUGUCCAUCAAGCACACCAACACGCACACGCACAAAUACUUUUACACUUUCAUGUGCAUGAACUACUGUUGCAGCAACGAGCGCGAAAGAGACGCCUGUAGUAUGCAUCGCGUGUAGUUUGACGAAAGGCGACGACAACAGUUCGUCAAAUCAGUCGAAACGCAAAACUAAAAACACAAAGCCAAACGGCAAAAACAAAAUACAAAAGCAGACAGCUGACCAUGCGAUUGGAUGGCGGCACACGAGCAGCAACAAAAACAACACAAAUACAACAACAACAACGGUAACUGUAACAGUGCGCUCAAGUAGGUGGGGAACUUUUUGGCCUCCAUUGAGUGUAAAAUGUGAACAGGUUUGAGCGCAGAGGAGAGCAGAGCAGAACAAAGCGAACCGAAUCGAAUCGAGUUGAGUUUGUCGGUGUAUUGCCGUUUUAGUAGAAAUUAUAAGCAGAAUGUAAAGAGCGUGCCAAAAAGUAAGCAAAUAUGCAAAUAUAUACAUAUUACCAAUUAAGUCAUUACAAACAAGAAACGCAGUAUACGUAACAUUUUUGAAAUAUUAAUCUUAAAAAGUUAACCUCAUUUUGAAAGGGCAACACAGCAAUUACAUUUCAAAUUGUAUUUGGCGCCAAAAUGAAACUGUCUACCAGAAUUAAAUGAAAUGUAGAGCAAGCGACUUGAGGAGAAUUCUACAUCAAUACAAUGUACAUAACUAGCUCUUAGCACUUUCCUUCCACAUGCCUAAAACAAAAGUUAAAUAAUAAUUAAAAUAUGAUAAAGUAUUUACAUAACUACUACUACUAUACGAAAACAAAUAACUGAUAGAUACGAGAGGGAAUAAAUCAAAUCAAAAUGUAAGCACGGCCGUAAUUGAAACGCAUGUAUACGCAUUAAUUAUAAAUUAUACAAAAUUAUAGAGUACGAGUAUAUACAACAUAUGGAUACGAAAAUCAAUCGCGAUCAAUCUCAACAAUAACACAAAUGUAUACCUACCUAUACGAUAUUUAACCUAAGAUUAAACCUAAGACUUUCAGCAAGAGGGUAGAAAAGAAGAGGAGGAGGAGGAGAUUGAGGAGGGGAAACGAAACGAAACUAAAAUGUAAAACAUUUCAUCAGCGUCGUCGUCUCAUCAUCACCAGAAACUAUUUAAAAAACAAACUACAUACUAUAUAUAUUGUAAUUGUACGACUUGUAUUUGAGUUUUUGUGAUAUUAUUUUAUAAAAACCAUUUGCUUCCCUUCCGCCUAGAGUGUAAGUCUUUGCCAGUGUUGGGCAACAACAUGCAACAUUUCCUCUCCCCAACCGAACACUUGGAUUUUAGAACUUUUUAAAAAAAAAUAUGUACGAUAUACUGGAGCGUUUUUAGAUUCGAUUGGUGUGGGCAGCCAAAAUUCAAUUACAAAACAAAAAGCGCCAAAUAAAAUUAUCUUCAGAAUUAUAAACACAAGCAACCGCUCGCUCAA
Molecule: messenger RNA, 5144 nt
Organism: Scaptodrosophila lebanonensis
Lineage: Eukaryota; Metazoa; Arthropoda; Insecta; Diptera; Drosophilidae
Gene: tio
Product: protein tiptop
Exons: 2
Coding region: 221-3280 (1019 amino acids)
Biological process (GO): regulation of transcription by RNA polymerase II
Cellular component (GO): nucleus
Molecular function (GO): DNA binding; DNA-binding transcription factor activity, RNA polymerase II-specific
Source: RefSeq, a predicted model, not a curated record